AGCUGGGAUGAAGCACAAUUUGCUCUCCCUGCUGCUAGCCUUUUGAAAGGCAUGGUAAUAAUGUAUAGCCUUCUAGGACCUGGAGCUUUUUCCUUUGUUGACAAAUGAAGGGCUGCUUGAGUAGUUCUUGUCUCUGCUUUCUGUGAUUCACUGACCAAAUGAGAACCCUGAACCAGCAGGUUGGCUGUGGAAUGACAAGCGUUUUAUUUUGCUCCUCCCUUUGCAGACUUCAUGUGAAUCAGCUAAACCAGAAAUACAGGUAGAGAAAGAGGUGGAGGAUUUCUAAAGGCAAACACCCUGACAGAACAGUAAAAAAACAAACAAAAACACCACGUCUUGAAUGGAAAAAUAACAGGGGAAAGUAGCUGUUUGAGAGAGCCUGGAGUGGUUGAUACUCUUUCCAACGUGAAAAUGGAAGAAGCCGAGGUGGGCAUUGAUACUCUCAUUGAUGAGAUGGAUUAUAUCCCAGGUCACUUUCACUUAGAUAUGAAUUUGAACUUUGAGUCUUCUUCACCUAUGAAUUUCCAAGGGAGAGACUUGAAGCUGAAACGAGAGAGCCUAACCUAUGAGCUAGAGCUCGAAACUGGCUCGCAACAGUAUGCCAUCAGAAACCUCCUUGGGGUCUUUUCUUUCUACCUGGAAGAAGUGGAGCAAGCCAAGGAGAUUUUCCUCUGCAUCUCUCAGGAGGACCCUGAGAAUCUGAACACUUGGGCCAACCUCGCCUACGUUUAUGAUAGGCUGAACAACGAGCAAGAAGAGGCUAGGUGCACCGAAAGACUCUCCCUCUUAAUGGGCUUGGAUUCAGAAGACCACAAGCUGCAAGGGGACCCCCAGCUCAGAGCAGCCCGUUGCUUGGCUGAGCAGGGCUAUGCUUAUGCCUUCGAUGUUGGGCUGGUGAACGAAGAAGAGAAGAUGGAGAAACUGACCGCAGGCCUCACUCUCUACGGCAAGGCUCUUGCUUAUGGAAAGCAGAUCCCUUUGGAGGAGAAACGAAGCUGGUACUUCACUAUGGCCACCCUGCACAUCAGGUUGGAUGCGAUGUGGAUGAACAAGGGCAAUGCUGAGGAAAAAAGGUUGCCAGCCUUCAACAGAACCUUGAUUUUGCUUCAGCAAGUCCUGAAGUGCUCCAGUCUACAUUACAGAGCCUUGGCCUGGUGCUAUCUUGGGAUAUUGUUUGAAAGGAAAGACUCCUUCUCAGCUACCCCUAUGGCUAUUCAUGACUGUGGGUACUCUGGGACAGAUCCCCUUGACUGCUUUGGAAAAGCAAUAGCGAUAGCUAGAGAACACCCACUUGUGCUGAACCGCCUAGCAAAAAUCUUCCACUUCCUUGGCAAGCAAGAGAUGGCAAUGGCAGUCUGCAACAUGGCCUUAGAUGUGCUGCCAGAUCCAGUACUUAACUGGCAGGCAUAUUGCAUGCGCGCCAAGAUGCUGCUUAAACUAUAUUUGCGUGAUUUGGAUCGUGUGAAGGUGGGCCUGGGAGGAAUGCCAGACCAGAGAAACCUCUCUUAUGCCAAAGCUGAUCUCGAGAAUGUCAUGAAGGUGCAUCCAUGUCUGAAGACUUACCUUGACCUAGGCCAGGUAUGUUACUACAUGGGAGUAGAUGCCAUGCAGGAACUUUUACUUGUAGAUGAAAAUGCUGUGAACAAUGCCCUCGUGUUCUUUGCUAAAGCCAUGGAAUUAGAGCUGGGAAAUGUUUUGCCUGAAAUCCAGCUGCUGAGGGGGAAAUGCCUUCGGAUAAAAAAUGAAGACCUGAAUGCCAUGGAAUGCUUCAAGCAGGCAAUAGAGCUGGAUGAUGUGGGUUCUGUUUACACAGAGAGCUUCCGUUGCUUAAUGGAAAUGCUGCUUGCCUUGUUCAGUCAGAAGAGGAUAAAUACAGAGAUGCUGAUGAAGGAAGUAGAGUUGUGGGUGAAAAAGGCGGAGGAGAAAUAUCCCAAACAGCGAGUGCAGCAGGAGCUUAGGCUGGUGUGUCGCCACUACACCGCUGAGGUGCUUGAGCUCUCCAAAGCCAUGGUGGCCAGAGGGAAGACUGAGCUGGUGAAAAUGCUCUUUGAGACCAUGAAGUGUGACUUUAACAAAGGUAGACGGAAUGAACGCUCGCUCUCCUUCUGAAUGGGUGGUUUGCUUUUCAGCCACAUGGCAUAGCAAAAGGUUUAGCUCUCCCCAUAGUUUGUGGAAAGAAUUAUGAUAAAAACUAUAUAAUAAAAUGUGAUGCUUUCUAGAGCACCCACCAAGUAUUAGUCUCCAUAUACAUGGAGGAGUCGAGGUAUGUGUGCUCAUAUUAAAAAAUGAGUGUGCUUAUUUUUCCCCAAAGCAAAACAUUAAACAAGCACAAAACGUUUACACUAUGUAUGUAUGUAUGCAUAGCACACAGAAGCAGGUCAACGGGAGAUAAAAUACACCUUACCUGCUUCUCAGUAAUAAAUGAAGGCUAAAACUCUGAUAACAUUUUACAUGUAUCAUUUCUCAACCAUCAAAACUUAAUGUGACCAGAUAUUGAUGCUUAUGUCCUUGCUUUGGAUAUAGACAUUCAUUUAACUUAAUUGUAGCAACCUAGGGAUGUGCUCUUCCCUUUGGAAGAAAACCACCACCAUCACCCCGUAUGUUUCACUUAAUGAAAAAGAGAUAUAAUAGCAGAAGUUUAUUUAGAUUUUUUUAAAAAACAAGUUAAGAAUAUGUGUGCACCUGUUUGGUUUUGUCUGUUGAAAAUAUAGAAUGAAAAUCUCCAAAUUCACAAUUUUUUUGUG
Molecule: messenger RNA, 2744 nt
Organism: Zootoca vivipara (common lizard)
Lineage: Eukaryota; Metazoa; Chordata; Lepidosauria; Squamata; Lacertidae
Product: tetratricopeptide repeat protein 22
Molecular function (GO): protein binding
Source: RefSeq, a predicted model, not a curated record